GCGGAGAGGCCAAUGUCCAUCUGAUCCCGACAGGACCGUGAAACGUCGCCCUGAAAGCGAUCAUCUUGAACGAAACCACCAAGUCGCCACAGCAUCUCCUUGCAAGCUACAUUCUGGCAAUUAUCACCGCAAGGCUCAGAUCUUGAGGAUUAGCCCACCAGAACAAUUCCCAGCAAUUCCGGCGACAGACACGCUUCGCGAUGGAUUUCAACAGCCUCAAGGAUACCGUGUCCAACCUGACACUCUACGACAUCAAGGCCGGCGUGCGAAAGGUUCAAAAUGCUGUCAUGAACUAUACCGAGAUGGAGUCCAAGGUGCGCGAGGCCACCAACAAUGAACCCUGGGGUGCAUCGUCGACUUUGAUGCAGGAGAUCGCCGACGGUACCUUCAACUACCAAACACUCAACGAGAUCAUGCCCAUGAUUUACCGUCGCUUCACAGAAAAGUCCGCCGAGGAAUGGCGCCAGAUCUACAAGGCCCUUCAACUACUAGAGUACUUGAUCAAGCACGGUUCCGAACGAGUGGUCGACGAUGCUCGGUCGCAUCUUACCCUCCUCAAGAUGCUGCGCCAGUUCCAUUUCAUCGAUCAGAACGGCAAAGACCAGGGUGUCAACGUCCGCAACCGUGCCAAGGAACUUGCCGAGCUCCUUAGCGAUGUCGAGCGUAUCCGAGCCGAGCGCAAGAAGGCCCGCGCAAACAAGGGCAAGUUUACGGGCAUUUCGGGUGGCAUGAGCUUCUCCAGCGGGAGCAGCGGCCGUUACGGCGGUUUCGGAAACACAUCCAGCGGCGGUGGUGGUGGUGGCAGCUCUACCUACGGUGGUUACUCUGGAGGAGUCUAUGGUGACGGAGGUGUUUUUGGUGGCCAGCCUUCCAACAACGACUUCCGCGAGACCCAGGCACGGGCAGAGCAGUUCGAGGAAUACGACGCCGGUGACUUCGACGGCGAGGCGUCAUCUCGUACCGCGCCAAGGACAACACGAUCCACGACAGAAAGAGCCGGUGUCAAGAAGACGAUAGCACCCGCCGAGCCGCCCAAGGAAAAGGAGCCCGAGGUCGACUUGUUCUCUUUCGACGAGCCCGCAGCACCAUCCAUCCCGGCCGCGCCCCUCGCUGCCGCACCUUCUACCGGCUCUGGGCUUGCGUCUCUAGCCGGCGGCGCUAAUGACGACGACGACGAGUUCGAUGAUUUCCAGUCCGCAGCCCCCGCCACUCAGUCUGCUUCUGCGAUCCCUCCCCCAAUCGCGUCCUUCUCUACCGGCACACAAUUUGCUGCCCCGCAACCAGUUUCGGCGCCUCAACAGGCCAACCUUAGCGGCAUGGUUGCCCUCUCCUCCAUCUCUCCUCCUCCCAGCUCCACCGCGACUCCUGCUGCCAACUUCUCGGCUUUCUCCACGCCCCUUUCGCCCGCCUCCCAGGCCCCCAGGCCAAUUAGCUUCCAGGCCAGUCAGCCCAACUACUUUUCCCCGGUACAGCUGCAGACCCAGUCCACUGGUUCCUCGCUUUCAGGAGCCAAGGCAACCGGUUCAGCUGCCUCCAAGCCGGCCGCUGGCGGUGACGCCUUCGGUGCGCUCUGGUCGCAGGCUAGUGCUGGAAUCAAGAAGAGCACGCCUACCACCAAGGGCCCGGCUAUCGGACAGCUGGCCAAGGAGAAGAGCAGUGCUGGUAUUUGGGGUACUCCUGCGCCCUCCACCCCGACCAGCGGUAGCAGGCCCACCACUGGCGGCAACCACGGGUUGGACGAUCUGCUCGGUUAAUUACCUGUUAAAAAGGGGUAUCUGGCACCGCUGUCAUUCACUGACGGAAGCGGGAUUCUUGGAGUAGAUCGAGGGUUCGCAGUUACACAAAGAGGAGAUGAGCAGUCAAUGAUUUAUAUUUCAAGUAAUGUUAUUGGAGGUAGGGGCGGGCGUCUUGCAGCG
Messenger RNA from Neurospora tetraspora, 1916 nucleotides. RefSeq lists its product as uncharacterized. The coding region runs from base 201 to 1754 and encodes 517 amino acids. NCBI's taxonomy places the organism in Eukaryota, Fungi, Ascomycota, Sordariomycetes, Sordariales, Sordariaceae. Gene Ontology annotation, biological process: endocytosis; Golgi to endosome transport. The record is from RefSeq and is a predicted model, not a curated record. Gene Ontology annotation, cellular component: endosome; plasma membrane; clathrin vesicle coat. Gene Ontology annotation, molecular function: phospholipid binding; clathrin binding. The transcript is spliced from 3 exons.